UUCCACCGCCUCGCUUCCGAUGCUUCCGUGUCACUGAAACUUCCGCUGCCGACAAGAUGUUGCAGACUCCACCGCCACACUUUCGAUGCCGCCUUGUCACCGAAACUUUUCCGUUGUCGCGAUUACUGCUACAGAUUUGAUGAUCACAAAAGCAUGAUUUUCAUAAAGCACACAUGAAAGUUAACUUGGAGAAGAUAAGAACACAUGCAAGUUGAAGGAGAUUCACAAAGGCACAACGAUGGUGGUCUUAGUAAGCAAUGGUAGAAUAGUGUAGGCAUGGUUGACGAUGACCGACAUUGGCAGGGAGAAAAGAAGCGACACAACCAUGGUUUGUAUGUGAUUUUUUUCAUUUCAAAGAACACACACGUGGCAUUGUUUCAGACAUCAGAUUCAUCCAACCGCCUACAAUUACUUAAAGGUAGAGUGACGUUCGCGCCAGAACGUUAGACAAUCCAUAUCCCUAAACAACACGAUGGAAAAUGAUUAUUUAUUUUGUAAAUUUACAUAAUUGUUUAUAUCAAUUAUAUUGAAUUGAAAAUGAGAUAACUGAAAAUUUGAGCUCAAACUUUUGACUUAAAUCACAAGUUAGUAGUACGUGCAGUAUCUAUCUACCACUACAUUAGAAAAUGUGGCUUUCUUCCACCUCAAUCUUCCUCUUCCUUUACUUCUCCUCAUCAAUUUGUUCCGCCGCCGCCGGCGAUCUCCGCCUCACGCUAGAAGCUAAGAAGCUAGUGAGAGACCUUAAUUUGUUCCCGGAAGUCAACCUCAACAUCGCCGCUGCUGCAAAUUCAUCUUCGUUAGAUCUCAGUGGCAAAAUCGUUGAAAAGCGCCUCAGGUUUCCUAAUCUUGUUGCCGAUGAUGAUGAUGGUGUUUCCGUUGAGGAUUUUGGUCAUUAUGCUGGCUAUUAUCCCAUUCAAAAUUCCCAUGCUGCAAGGAUGUUCUACUUUUUCUUUGAAUCACGCAACCGCAAGGAAGAUCCUGUUGUGAUUUGGUUGACUGGAGGUCCUGGCUGUAGCAGUGAAUUGGCUUUGUUUUAUGAAAAUGGUCCUUUCAAGAUUAAUGACAAUUUGUCUCUUGUGUGGAAUCAGUAUGGUUGGGACAAGGUUUCAAACCUUUUGUAUGUUGAUCAACCAACUGGAACUGGCUUUAGCUACAGUACUGAUUUGCGUGACAUUCGUCAUGAUGAAAAGGGUGUUAGCAAUGACCUGUAUGACUUUUUACAGGCCUUCUUUGUAGAGCAUCCCCAAUAUGCAAAGAAUGACUUUUUUAUUACAGGUGAAUCGUACGCUGGGCACUAUAUUCCUGCUUUAGGCUCUCGUAUCCGUCAGGGAAACCAAGCUAAUGAAGGAAUUCAUAUAAAUUUGAAGGGAUUGGCCAUUGGUAAUGGACUCACUAAUCCUGCAAUUCAGUAUAAAGCUUACCCAGAUUAUGCACUGGACAUGGGCCUAAUUACACAGGCUACACAUGACCUCCUUGGCAAAGUAUUGGUUCCAGCCUGUGAAUUGGCAAUAAAGCUAUGCGGCACCGAUGGUAAGAUUUCCUGUCUGACUGCACAAGUAGCAUGUAAUCUCAUAUUCAACGACAUCCUGUUGCACGCCGGAGAUGUAAAUUACUAUGAUAUCAGAAAGAAGUGUGAGGGGAGCCUCUGCUAUGAUUUUUCAAACAUGGAGAAGUUCCUGAACCAAAAAUCGGUUCGGGAUUCACUAGGGGUUGGCAAAAUUCGUUUUGUUUCUUGUAGCACUAAAGUUUAUAUGGCUAUGUUGGUGGACUGGAUGAGGAAUCUGGAAGUUGGAAUACCUCUCCUUCUUGAGGAUGGAAUCAAUUUACUUAUUUAUGCUGGGGAAUAUGAUUUGAUAUGCAACUGGCUUGGUAAUUCAAGAUGGGUUCAUGCCAUGAAAUGGUCUGGUCAGAAAGAAUUUGUAGCCUCGCCUGAUGUUCCUUUUGUUGUUAAUGGUUCACAAGCGGGAUUAUUGAAGAGCUAUGGUCCUCUGAGUUUCCUUAAGGUCCAUGAUGCGGGUCACAUGGUUCCAAUGGACCAGCCCAAGGCUGCAUUAGAGAUGCUUAAGCAGUGGACUCGGGGAACCCUAGCUGAAUCCAUAGCUGGUGAGGAAAAUUUGGUUGCUGACAUGUGAGCCCUUUUGUUGCUUUGUUGCGUCUUUAAUCUAGCAAAAGGAAACAAAAAUGAAAUGGAAUUGGAGUGGAAGUGUGUACACUGUUAUUCGUUACUUUAGAUGUUUAUUUUGGUUUUCUACACGAGAAAACUGAUACACGUAAACUAUUUUUAUACUGAUUUCUAAUGAGAAUUCGACAUUUUGUAAUUACUUUUAAAUUACGGUAAUAAAGUAGAAUUCAACA
Molecule: messenger RNA, 2355 nt
Organism: Vicia villosa (hairy vetch)
Lineage: Eukaryota; Viridiplantae; Streptophyta; Magnoliopsida; Fabales; Fabaceae
Product: serine carboxypeptidase-like
Exons: 9
Coding region: 627-2132 (501 amino acids)
Biological process (GO): proteolysis
Cellular component (GO): vacuole
Molecular function (GO): serine-type carboxypeptidase activity
Source: RefSeq, a predicted model, not a curated record